UCCGUCGGUUUCCGUCGUUCCCGGAAGUGUUUUGUGCAGCGGACACCGCAAACACUCGCAACAGCAUCACCGGUUCAAACAAAUUCGGUCGUUUCACCGUUUAACGUGAACUAAACAACAUGUCCGCUGGCGGCCGGUUGGAGAACGCCAACCCGGUGAUCUUCCAGCGGUCCGGGGAGCGGCUGCUAACGGCGUCGGAUGAGGACGAAGACGUGCACGACCGGAUCGACGACAGGGAGAUAUUCGAUCUGAUCAGAUCCAUCAACGACCCAGAGCAUCCUCUGUCUCUGGAAGAACUCAACGUGGUGGAGCAGGUCAGAGUCAAGGUCAAUGAUGCCGAGAGCUCAGUGGGCGUUGAGUUCACGCCCACCAUCCCUCACUGCAGCAUGGCGACGCUCAUAGGGCUGUCAAUCAAAGUCAAGCUGCUCCGCUCGCUGCCAGACAGGUUCAAAAUUGAUGUCCAGAUCACUCCUGGGACUCAUGCCUCAGAGGAAGCAGUGAACAAGCAGCUGGCGGACAAAGAGCGAGUGGCAGCGGCUCUGGAGAACUCGUCACUGCUCGAGGUGGUCAACCAGUGUCUGACCACCAGGAGCAUCUGAGCAGUCAAUCAAGCUUUGUUUUGUUGUCUUUCAGCUUUUUUAAAAGUUAAUUUGCAGCAGAACCUAUCUGAAGAGCCAGACCUGAUAUGCAUCUGCCAAGUUGUUUCUCUCUCUGUCCAGUCCUGGUAUAUGAACAGCUGCUUCUGCUGGACGUUGAUGCCACAAAGCAAAGUCGACGGUUCCAGUGAAAACUAUAUUAUGAUAAUAUAAUAUAUUUGUCAUCAUCAUGAAGAAUAAUCUGGACAAAGCAGUGGAUUAAUUCCCUUUUGUGAAUUUUAGAGUUGUUCAGAAUGAGAAAGUGAAGAAAUUCUACCAGAUAGUUUCUUCCUUAAGGUUAAUGCCUGUUUUAUAUUAUGAAAUUUGUAUUGUAACAUGUAUAAACAUUAUUUGGACUUGC
Molecule: messenger RNA, 996 nt
Organism: Scophthalmus maximus (turbot)
Lineage: Eukaryota; Metazoa; Chordata; Actinopteri; Pleuronectiformes; Scophthalmidae
Gene: ciao2b
Product: cytosolic iron-sulfur assembly component 2B
Exons: 5
Coding region: 120-599 (159 amino acids)
Biological process (GO): iron-sulfur cluster assembly
Cellular component (GO): cytosolic [4Fe-4S] assembly targeting complex
Source: RefSeq, a predicted model, not a curated record